Molecule: messenger RNA, 4005 nt
Organism: Colossoma macropomum (tambaqui)
Lineage: Eukaryota; Metazoa; Chordata; Actinopteri; Characiformes; Serrasalmidae
Product: zinc finger protein 2 homolog
Exons: 3
Coding region: 283-2334 (683 amino acids)
Biological process (GO): regulation of transcription by RNA polymerase II
Cellular component (GO): nucleus
Molecular function (GO): RNA polymerase II cis-regulatory region sequence-specific DNA binding; DNA-binding transcription factor activity, RNA polymerase II-specific
Source: RefSeq, a predicted model, not a curated record
CCACAAUAAAACAGAACUGGAUCAGUUUGGUGCUGCAUUUAGAUUUUAUUCGCAUCCACCAGUUCACAAGCAGGGGGCGAUCUGACGACUUUCCUUACCUUUAAACCAGUGGAUUUUCAUGCUGGGGGUCGUCCCGGAGAAGGUGGUCGGAAAAAAAGGGGACUUUACAGGAGGAGGUAAAGAUGUCUUAAACACUUACAAAGGACAUAAUCUGGGACUUGCCCAGUCGAUCCUUUUCAAAAUAAUAUUACAUUGUGGUGCUGAAGGAGCAUUUUGGACAUCAUGGCAACUGACCACAACACAGCCAGAGAGUGGCUGGAUUAUUCAGAUGUUGAAACACAAAAAGAACCUGCGAGUGAUGAUGGAACUGCUGCUAUCAAGACAGAGAUCAUUUGGGAUGAGCACGAUUUUAAAGAUGAUCAUGAAAUAUACAUGUUAAAGAUGAAGGAGCUUGAAGUCGCUGCUGAAUCUAGUAAUUCUAGAUCAGUAUAUGAAAAAAUGAGCCCUGCUGAGCUUCGUCUGAUGUCCAUCAGUGAUAAAAUACAGUGCUGCAGGUUCUGUGGUAAGAUCUGCAGAGAUCCCAGCCAUCUUCGAAUCCAUGAAAGGUCACAUACGGGCGAAAAACCAUUCGAGUGCUCUCAGUGUGGAAAAGCGUUCAGCACGGCCAGCAACCUGAAAAGCCAUGAACAGACACACACAGGAGAAAAGCCGUACUCGUGCCAGGAGUGUGGGAAAAGUUUCGCUCUACAGUAUUACCUUACCCGCCACAUCAAGACGCAUUUAAAGGUGGAGACGUUUAUUUGCAGCAUAUGCGGGAAGAAUUUUGCCAACAUGCGGAACCUGAAGAUUCAUAACCGAAUCCACACAGGAGAGAAGCCGUUUCAGUGCAAAUACUGCGAGAAAACUUUCAUACGGUCUGGUGAACUGAAGCUUCAUCUGAAGACUCAUACAGAAGAGGCUCCUGCUCCUGUUGGUUGUUCACUGGAAAAGGAAGUUCCCAAAGAAGAAAGGCCAGUUCACCAUAUGCAAACACAUGACCCUGACCGUCCUUUUAAAUGUAUAAAAUGUGGGAAAACUUUUAAGGACGCAACAAAAAGGAAGAUUCACAAAGCUUUCCAUUCUGGUAAAAAACCUUAUAGCUGUUCUGACUGUGGAAAACGUUUCACUCAUUCAGUUUACCUGACAAUCCACAAGCGAGUGCAUACUGGAGGAAAAUCGCAUACAUGCGCAAAGUGUGGAGGGAGCUUCUCCACCUCAAAAAGUCUAAUUAAGCAUCAGCGUUCGCAUUCCCAAAUUAAGCUACACCACUGUUUUCAGUGUGGAAAAGAUUUUACCCAUCAACAUUUGUUGAAAAGUCAUAUGCGAGGCCUUUCCAGUGGCAAAACAUUUGAAUGCUCACAGUGUGGCCUGAAAUUCCGCCAUCAACUCAGACUGAAAAGGCAUGAAAAGAUCCACACAGACGAGAAUAAGUUCAAAUGCUCAGAUUGUAAUACAUCUUUUAGGCUUUCAGUAGAGCUUAAAAUCCAUCAGCGCUAUCAUAAAGGGGAGAAAAAACACAAGUGUCCUCAGUGUGGAAGGUGUUUCACAACAGCAGGGAGACUUCAGUGGCAUCAGCAGACACAUUCUGGUUUAAAACAGUGUGACUGCAUAGGCCAUGGGAAGAAUUGUUCUCAUGGACAUAUGCAGGCCCCAAAUAAAACCUCCCAGAACCUUGCUUUCACUUGUCCAGAGUGUGGCAAAAGCUUAGCCGAUGAGAAGAAACUGAAGGCUCAUGUCAAGACCCACUCCACCGAAAGGCCAUUUGAAUGCGAGACGUGUGGAAAGGGCUUCAAGAAGGAAGCGUUCCUUCGUGAACACCAAAGAACACACACCGGAGAACGUCCUUUUGAGUGUCCAGAGUGCGGGAAACGAUUUUCUCACGCAGGUAACAUGGCCACACACCGGCGGAUCCACACUGGAGAGAAACCCUUCCAUUGCACUCUUUGCGGGAGACGAUUCAGUGAUGCCUCUCAUUUCGUGAAGCAUCAGCGCUGGCACAGCGGGAUUAAACCCAAAGCUUGUGAGAUAUGUGGUAAAUGUUUUGCCGACACGGCCUUACUGAACCGGCACAAGAGAAUCCACUCCGGAGAGAAGCCCUUUGCUUGCACUGAGUGCAAGAGGUGCUUCAUCGAUAAGUCUGAGCUUUCCAGACACGCUAAAACACACACACGAGAGCGCAACCACCGCUGUGAAACGUGUGGAAAAAGCUAUGCUCGUAGCUACAGUUUGAAAUUGCAUCAAAAAACUCAUCAUGCAAAAGAGCUCCCAGACAUAAGCUCUCAGAAAUGUGUCUGAAUGAUUUGCAGACGUCCUUUAUCCACUUGAAACCUAUACUUAGCUUGUGUCUGCGCUCAGUGGUACUUUUAUCUGAAAGACUUUCCAUAUACUUGCACUUUGUAGGUUUACAGUUACUGACUGUAGCCCAUAUAUGGCUGCACAAUAUAUCAGCCCCCACUUUACCCUGUCCUCAGUGGAAAAGGACCAGCAUAGGACCACUGUUGAAAAGAUAUUAUUUGGGUGGUGUGUCAUUCUCAACACAGCCAUGACAUUGACGUGGUAGUGGGAUGUUUUAGGGUGUUGCAUUGGUAUGAGAAUAACCGUUGCUGCUGAUAUCUUUUAAUGUCUUUUAACACUUGCCUCUGCUAGAUUGAAAAUAGACGAAUGACAAAUAUACAGAUUGCAGUGGUCCUGUGGACAGAAACUGCACUGUACAAAGUACUGGAACCUUUGGCACAGUAAACUGGAAUUGGCCAUCGGUCCAGUUCCAAAAGUUUCCAGUUUUAUGGUUUUUGGUACCUGCUCAAGAUUGGUACCAACAGGACCUAACUGUACCUAAGUGUUCUCCUCUGUCUUUGGUAUCGCUUACAGCUUUAGCUAACAAUUUAGUGAAGUCUGCACUCCUCCAGGUGAAGAUAAAGUCAACCAAUCACUAUUACAUGGCUCAUCAGAACACAGAAGUAAACUAGAAUAGUAUGUUGUGUUCAUUAUUAGCAUGAUUACUUUGUAAAGAGUUCGCUAUGGUGACAUAAGCUAGUUAAGAAGCUAACACUAACAUUAGUAUUUAUGAUAGUUGCCACAGAACUGUAGUGGUUUUUGUUAAUAUUUUUUACACGUCAUAUAAAAUUAUAAGCUUUGCUUAUAUAUUUAUAUCUAGUUAGCAAAAUUAGGUUGUUUAAAAUGGUUAUGACUGUUGUCCAGAUAUCUGGACUGUUCUGUUGGUUCCUGUUUGGGUCAGUUCUUGUUUGUGCAGGAAAAAAUGCCCUAACUGUAGACUUAAAUGUGGACCAACAAAGUAGGUGUUUCUAAUAAAGUGGCCAGUAAGUGUACACACUGUUUUAAAAAAUCUUGAAACACUUGUACCAGCAGAACACACACUAAUGUCAGUGUCAGUGCUGUGGUGAGAAUGGUCCACCACCCAUAUAAUACCUGGUUACCAGUGGUCCUAUAGUGGUCUCUUUCUAUUGAUGGAUGGGGCUGAUAAAUUGUGCAGAAACAUGGGAUGCCUUCAGUAACUGUAAACUUACAAAGUGCACCUGUAUGGUAAGUGUUUCUGAUAAAAUGGCCAAGGAGUCUAGGUACAAGGUAAGUAUACCUAAUAAACUGGAAAUUCAGUAUAGAAUGUUUAUCUGCCACAUGGUUAUGGAACGUCUUCAGUUAAUUUGAUAGGUAGGAAAAAAUGUUCGUUAAUAUUAAUUGAUUAUAAUUGAUUAUUUACAUACAGUAGCCUGUUACAACUGCAUGAACUAUAGUUUUAUGAAAUGCUGUAUUCGACCACAACUAUUAUUACAGUAAAAUAAAAUAUCUUAGUGUAGGUCUAGUUCAUACAUGCAGCAUCAGUGCAUGUAUAGUUCAGCAAUUUUUAAAUUGGUAAUUAAAAUCAUCAUAUUGCAGUUUUUUUAUUGCAGAAGCAAAGUAGCAAUUAAUGAGUAACAGUGUGAAUGAAAAACAAUUCAUUGUUUCAGAAUG